Molecule: messenger RNA, 414 nt
Organism: Ixodes scapularis (black-legged tick)
Lineage: Eukaryota; Metazoa; Arthropoda; Arachnida; Ixodida; Ixodidae
Product: protein krueppel
Exons: 2
Coding region: 1-414 (137 amino acids)
Cellular component (GO): nucleus
Source: RefSeq, a predicted model, not a curated record
AUGUACAUGCAGCCCCCAAACAGUUUUGGUGGCGGCACCAAUGGCAGGACGCCCCGUGGCGUGCGCCGCUACCACUGCAGCUUCUGCAACUAUUCGACCAUCUACAAGCAGACGCUGCAGCGCCACCACCGGACCCACACCGGCGAGCGCCCGUUUGAGUGCGAGUACUGCCUCAAGACGUUUGCGCAGAAGUGCAACAUGAAGUCGCACAUGCGCCUGCACACGGGCGAGUGCCCGUACAGGUGCCAGUUCUGCCACGCCAGCUUCCGUCAGAGGCACCUGCUUACGAGCCACCUGCAGGAGGAGCACGCCGUUCGUCUCGCGUUCAAGUGCGGCUACUGCGCCUCCGGUUUCCUCACCAAGCACGAGCUCUGGAGGCACAUGAAGAGCUGCAUCAAUGAUUGGAACCCGUAG